Molecule: messenger RNA, 730 nt
Organism: Didymella exigua CBS 183.55
Lineage: Eukaryota; Fungi; Ascomycota; Dothideomycetes; Pleosporales; Didymellaceae
Exons: 2
Coding region: 245-721 (158 amino acids)
Source: RefSeq, a predicted model, not a curated record
AGCCUCAUCAUUGCGCAGUCCGACAUUCAGAGGACAAAUCCUACAUUGAACGACCUUACUUUUCUAUGGAAGUAACGACGUUGCAUCGUGACUUGAAGGAUCUCACUGUUGUCCACGUCCGCGAUCGACUAUAAGGAGCAGCCAAUCCCUGUCGAAUUCCACACUCCAGCAAACAUUUCGCGUGUUUGCCAUCUGUUCAAGCAUCGACUCCAUCAUCCGCUUUCUCGUCCCUCCAAGCACCGCUAUGCUUCCGAAAGCAUUUGCAAUUGCGCUCCUUGCCGCUACUGGCAUCGCGGCACCCUACCCUAACGAGACGGCCCCGUAUUCCUGGACUGUGCAGAAAUUCAAUGGCACCUGUUCAGCCGCAGCCUGCUGGGCAUGGGGCUUCAGCAUCUCAGGUGCAGCUGGUCGAUCUGGCCAGCCUGCUUUCGAAACAGAUGGCUGCAGUAUCGACAGCAGGGUCGAUGGACAUCAGCAAUGCAGGGGCAUAGAAGUCGACGUGCCUGGCGGAGUGGCUGUUCAGAUUGACAGCGCAAGUAUCAUCGGUGGUCUGUUGACUGUGCAAUAUACUUUUCAGCAGGGACCCAUCAGAUACACGUACUAUGGCAAUCACUCGGUUACGCGACGCGGCGAUGGCGUUCAGCCCGAUUUUCUCCAACCUACCGAAUUUCUCAUUGUCCCGCACGCGGCUUCUGCGAUCGGCAUGAGGGGAAGGGAUUGAUUACAAUAC